GCCUUUUUUACUUUGCAGGCCGCCUGCAUUGAAGCCUGGCUUGACUCCGGCCUGGACGCUACGAAGCUAAUCAUGGGCAUCCCCAGCUACGGGCAUACCUUCACGUUAGCUUCGACGACAAAUACCGGAGUUGGCAUGCGGACAACCGGUGCCGGAACGGCCGGUCCGUACACCGUGGAAGCAGGAAUGCUAUCGUAUUUAGAAGUCUGUGAAAAGUUGAAUACCGGCAGCUACACCAAAGUGUGGGAUGACGUACAAAAAGUACCGUAUGCGUUCUCCGGCAACCAGUGGAUUUCAUUCGACGAUGUUACAUCGGUCGCACUGAAGGUUGCCUAUGCCAAGAGUAAAGGAAUCGGAGGGGUGAUGGUGUGGUCCCUUGAAUCGGACGAUGCUCGGAAUGUUUGUGGUGCGGGAGCUCAUCCGAUCGGUACGACAAUCUACAACGCAGUUUUCGGCUCCAGUGGAACCGUAACAACGACCACAGCAGCAACGACGACUACUACGAAGGCUGCUGCCACUACAACAACAACCACCACAACAGCCAAAACAACAACGACAACCCCCAGCAGCGGGACCCUUAUAUGUCCUUCAUCCGGGUUCAAACGUGAUCCGAACGACUGCAGCUCUUUCUACCAAUGUUCACCGGGAUCGGCAGUCGUGCUGACCUGGCGCAUUACUUGUCAAGCCGGAUUGUACUUCGAUGAAAACUCCAACACCUGCAACUGGGCCUAUUUAGUUAAUUGCUAAUCAAAACGUGUUACCAUAGGCACCAAAAUUAAUCUCUGCUCAAAUAAACCCUUGUUUUUUACGACCCAAAAUUGUUGCCUCAAUUCGUGAAAACUUUACCUUUCAACUUGACAGUAUUUUAA
Wyeomyia smithii (pitcher-plant mosquito) is the source of this 869-nucleotide messenger RNA. Its product is annotated as acidic mammalian chitinase-like. Gene Ontology annotation, biological process: chitin catabolic process; carbohydrate metabolic process. Lineage: Eukaryota; Metazoa; Arthropoda; Insecta; Diptera; Culicidae. The transcript is spliced from 2 exons. Bases 73 to 747 code for a protein of 224 amino acids. Gene Ontology annotation, molecular function: chitinase activity; chitin binding. Gene Ontology annotation, cellular component: extracellular region. The record is from RefSeq and is a predicted model, not a curated record.